AAAAAUCUUUAAAUACUUUUUAGAUCCCUCAUGGGGAUUUGAUAAAAAUCUCUCUUACACGUGUUCAUCACCCCCUCUAUCUUCCCCUUCACAACACCCUCAUCCUACUAAAACCUUCAGAAAUCGACAACUUCUCUACAUUUUACACAUUACUCUUCAAUGGAUUCUCUGCGUGUGCUGCAAUGUUUCUCUGCCACCAAGAAUUCUUCAUUUUUAGAAACCCAAUUCGCGAGGGAAUUAAGAUUCCUCCAUCACCAUAACCGGCAAAGAACCUUUCGGGUUGUGGGUUUUUUGAAGCCAAGAUUAGCUCCUGGUCGUGGACAUCAUUUGGGAUUACAGCAACAAUCUUCUCCCGUUGUCUGUGCUGUAUCCACCCAAACCAGAGAAGAAGAGAAGGGGGAAACAGGGAUGAAGUCAAAGACCGCUCGUGGGAUGGUGCAGCUGAGUCUGCGGCUAGAUCAUCAGGUCAAAUUUGGUGAGCACGUUGGAGUCUUGGGGUCCAUGAAAGAAUUUGGAUCAUGGAAGAAGAAGAAGCAAUUGAGUUGGACAGAGACUGGUUGGGUUUGUGAUAUGGAAUGUAAAGGGGGGGAGACUUGUGAAUUUAAAUUUGUCGUUGAGCAAUUGGACAAGAGCAUGGUAUGGGAAGGUGGUGACAACCGAGUCUUAAAGCUGCCACAAUCUGGGAGUUUUGAGAUGGUUUGCCAUUGGAAUAUGACUAAUGAACCAGUAAAUCUGUUGCCUGUGGAUGGCAAAGAAUAUGAGGUAGAAGUGGAAAAUGUAUCCGAACUUCAAGAAGAUAACGGUUCUCAAGUUUUGGAGGGUGCCACAAGUCCUUUUGUGGAGAAAUGGCAAGGGAAGGAAGCAUCAUUCAUGCGAUCGAAUGAGCAUGGAGAUAGGGAAAGACAAAGACAAUGGGAUACCGCGGGGCUUGAAGGGGUGGCUUUAAAGUUAGUCGAAGGUGACAGGGAUGGCAGGAACUGGUGGCGAAAGCUUGAAGUUAUUCGUGAGCUAGUGGUUGGAAGUAUGGAUGGUGCAGAACGGUUGGACGCUCUCAUAUAUUCAGCCAUCUAUCUCAAGUGGAUAAAUACUGGGCAAAUUCCUUGCUUUGAGGAUGGUGGUCAUCACAGGCCAAAUAGGCAUGCUGAAAUUUCCAGGCUUAUAUUCCGUGAAUUGGAAAGAAUAUCUAGUAGGAAAGAUACUUCGCCACAGGAGUUGCUUGUAAUCCGCAAAAUUCAUCCAUGCUUACCAUCUUUCAAAGCAGAAUUCACCGCUUCCGUUCCUCUAACUCGAAUUAGAGACAUUGCUCACAGAAACGAUAUCCCACAUGACCUCAAGCAAGAAAUCAAACAUACGAUUCAGAACAAACUUCACCGAUGUGCUGGCCCUGAAGAUUUAAUUGCUACUGCUGCAAUGCUUGAAAGAAUCACUAAGAACCCUGGACAAUACAACGAAGCAUUUGUUGAGCAGUUCAAAAUAUUCCAUCAUGAACUCAAGGAUUUCUUUAAUGCUGGAAGCCUUACUGAACAACUUGAGUCGAUUAAAGAAUCUUUUGAUGAAAGGAGCAAAGCAAAGCUUUCUUCGUUCUUGGAGUGCAAGAAGGCGUUGGAUAACUUCCAAGGAACACCUGAUGUGUUGAAAGGCAACGGGAUAGAACUAUUGGUCAAUACUAUACAAUCGUUAGAUGGCUUUCGAGAAAUAGUAAUGAAAGGUCUUGAAAGUGGUAUCCGCAAUGAUGCUCCUGAUACUGCAAUAGCAAUGCGCCAAAAGUGGCGUCUUGUUGAGAUCGGACUCGAGGACUAUGCAUUUGUUCUCAUGAGCAGAUAUCUGAAUGCACUUGAUGCUGCUGGCGGGGCUCAAUGGCUUGCAGAGAAUGCGCAUUCAAAAAACAUUAACUCAUGGAGUGACCCGAUUGGUGCUCUUGUUGUCGGCAUUCGCCAGCUGGGGUUAUCGGGAUGGAAGCCAGAAGAAUGUAAAGCGAUUGAAAACGAACUUCUUGCAUGGAAAGAAAAAGGUCUUUUGGAAAAAGAAGGUAGUGAAGACGGGAAGACAAUUUGGGCUCUAAGGAUUAAAGCUACACUUGAUAGAUCGAAGAGACUCAUUGAUGAAUACUCAGAGGCACUUCUCCAAAUCUUUCCUCCGAAAGUAGAGUUGUUGGGCAAAGCUCUCGGGAUUCCUGAAAAUAGUGUGAGAACGUUCACAGAAGCAGAGAUUCGUGCCGGCAUAAUUUUUCAGGUUUCGAAACUUUGCACGAUGCUUCUAAAGGCAGUUAGGACCACGCUCGGGUCUCAGGGUUUUGAUGUUCUUGUUCCUGGAUUAGCUCAUGGAACUUUGAUACAGGUUGAAAGAAUAAUACCAGGCGUACUUCCGUCUUCUGUCAAAGGACCUGUUAUUCUCAUGGUCAGCAAAGCCGAUGGAGAUGAGGAGGUAACAGCUGCAGGGAGUAACAUAGUCGGGGUCAUUCUGCUCCAGGAGCUGCCUCAUUUAUCACAUCUCGGUGUCAGGGCCCGACAGGAGAAAGUUGCAUUUGUGACUUGUGAAGAUGAUGAUAAAAUUGCUAGUAUCAAAAAGCUUGAGGGGAAACAUGUGAGGUUAGAUGCAUCCCCGUCGGGCGUCAAUGUUUCACUUUCCUUGGAGGACGGUGUUAGGGACGGUCUUGUGGAAACUUCAUCAAACGGAACCAUAACGGAUUCUGUACCCAAAUCCAUCUCUUCAAGCCAGGGUGUUUCUACGGGCGGCAUUAUACCUCUCGCCGAUGCAGAUGUACAAACUUCCGGUGCAAAGGCAGCAGCUUGUGGUAGAUUAGCUUCUCUAGCUGCGGUUUCGGCUAAAGUUUAUAGCGACCAGGGAGUUCCGGCAGCUUUUAACGUGCCGAAUGGGGCGGUGAUUCCUUUCGGUACUAUGGAACUUGCAAUAGAAGAAAGCCAGUUGAAAGAAGCUUUUGCGUCGCUAUUGGAGCAGAUCGAAACUGCCAAAAUGGACGGUGGAGAGCUCGAUAAGCUGUGUAACGAGUUGCAAAAUUUGAUCACCUCCCUGCAGCUUCCGAGCCGAAUUCUUGAAAGUUUAGGGGAAUUGUUCGAGGGUAAUGCGCGUUUAAUCGUACGGUCAAGUGCUAACGUGGAGGAUUUGGCUGGAAUGUCGGCUGCCGGGCUAUAUGACUCUAUUCCUAAUGUUACCCUUUCGAAUCCAGUCAAUUUUGGGCAUGCCGUUAGUCGGGUAUGGGCUUCGUUGUACACCCGAAGAGCGGUUUUGAGCCGUAGAGUUGCUGGUGUGCCGCAAAAAGCGGCAACAAUGGCGGUUUUGGUCCAGGAGAUGCUUUCACCGGACCUUUCCUUUGUGCUCCACACGGUCAGCCCGACAGACAACAACAAUAACGUGGUGGAAGCCGAGAUUGCACCCGGGCUCGGAGAGACGCUAGCGUCAGGGACAAGAGGCACGCCGUGGCGGCUUUCAUCCGGGAAAUUUGACGGGGUGGUUCGGACACUGGCAUUUGCGAAUUUCAGCGAGGAGAUGGUGGUCGGAGGUCUGGCGGAUGGGGAGGUGCUCCAUUUGACAGUCGAUUACAGCAAGAAGCCAUUGACGGUCAACCCCGUUUUCCGGCAACAGUUCGGGCAGAAGCUGGGUGCUGUUGGUUUGUUCCUUGAGCGUAAAUUCGGAUCGGCUCAAGAUGUCGAAGGAUGCUUGGUCGGUAAAGAUAUCUUCAUUGUCCAAACUCGACCGCAACCGCUGUAACAACCGGUAUCCUAUGCUUUAUAAGUCAUGUAGUUGAACCAUACUAUUAACCUUAAUAAAUGGAAGCAUCACUUUCUGGCA
Molecule: messenger RNA, 3810 nt
Organism: Cynara cardunculus var. scolymus (artichoke)
Lineage: Eukaryota; Viridiplantae; Streptophyta; Magnoliopsida; Asterales; Asteraceae
Product: phosphoglucan, water dikinase, chloroplastic
Exons: 19
Coding region: 160-3729 (1189 amino acids)
Biological process (GO): phosphorylation
Molecular function (GO): starch binding; kinase activity; ATP binding
Source: RefSeq, a predicted model, not a curated record